GUCAGGUGACUCGUGGAAGAUGGCCGCGUUGACAGCGGAGGGUUUUGCCGCGCUCCAGAGCCUGCUGAAGGCCUCCUCAAAAGAUGUUGUCAGACAGCUGUGCCAAGAGAGCUUUCCCAGUUCAGCCCUUGGCUCAGAAAAACUCUUGGAUAUGACAUGCUCCAGCUUGUCUGUGACCCAGGAGGAAGCAGAGCAACUGCUCCAAGCUCUGCACCGCCUCACCAGGCUGGCGGUGUUCCGUGACCUGUCCUCUGCCGAGGCGAUCCUGGCUCUCUUUCCUGAAAAUUUCCACCAGAACCUCAAAAACCUGCUGACGAAAAUCAUCCUAGAACAUGUCUCUACUUGGCGAACUGAAGCCCAAGCAAAUCAGAUCUCGCUGCCGCGCCUGGUCGACCUGGACUGGAGAGUGGAUGUCAAGACCUCCUCUGACAGCAUCAGCCGCAUGGCCGUCCCCACCUGCCUGCUCCAGAUGAAGAUCCAGGAAGAUCCUAGUCUGUGUGGAGACAAGCCCUCCAUCUCGGCUGUCACCGUGGAGCUGAGUAAGGAGACGCUGGACACUAUGCUCGACGGCCUGGGCCGCAUCCGUGACCAGCUUUCCGCGGUGGCCAACAAAUAACCCCAGCCAGCUGUUGGCCCCGCUGCCGGGCCCCAACUGCCGGCCAGAGGUGGGGCGCCUCCCAGCGCACGGGCUGCCCCAGAGCAGCAGCUGCGCCAUUGUCGACAGGCCGGGGGGUGGGGACCAGGAGGGGGCUGCCAUCUGGAAGGACAGCUGGAUUGGCAGGAAGCGGCCGUGCCCCCACGCUGUUCUCCUCACUCGUCAUCCUUUCCUCUCUGAAGCUGGUGAGCAGAAGCCUCCAUCUCUAGAAGACUUCAUCACCACCGUGAGGGGGCAUCUGCUUCAUCAGCCGCCUCUGCCUGGCAGAUUGGAACGCUCAGGCCCACAUUGUGGGGCUCCUCUAGGAAGUGCCUUUCCUGCAUUAGGUCUGAUUAGUCCGUUUCCAGCCCUGAACACAGGGAGGCAAUCAAGCGGGUGAUGCCAGCGGUUGCGGCUUCUCUGUCAGGAGCCGGGCAGAUCCUACGGAGCAGGGCCACUGCGGUGUGGUCCACCCCGACCUAUGGCCAGAGCCCUCCCGAGCCACCUCAACCCUGCCCGACCUCCUUCCAGCACUGGGAGUCUGGGAUGGGCGCUAAUUUCCUCCCUCCUGAAGCCAGAGGGCCCUUCCUUGGUGUAAUGCAGCCAUUUCAGGGAAAGAAGUGGGAGUAACUGGAAAUAAAUACCAGUUCUAAAACCUUCA
Nyctereutes procyonoides (raccoon dog) is the source of this 1295-nucleotide messenger RNA. It is a transcript of the gene COMMD9, whose product is annotated as COMM domain containing 9. The coding region runs from base 20 to 616 and encodes 198 amino acids. Lineage: Eukaryota; Metazoa; Chordata; Mammalia; Carnivora; Canidae. The record is from RefSeq and is a predicted model, not a curated record. The transcript has 6 exons.